Hyla sarda is the source of this 1709-nucleotide messenger RNA. RefSeq names its product extracellular calcium-sensing receptor-like. Gene Ontology annotation, cellular component: membrane. Gene Ontology annotation, biological process: G protein-coupled receptor signaling pathway. Gene Ontology annotation, molecular function: G protein-coupled receptor activity. The record is from RefSeq and is a predicted model, not a curated record. The transcript is spliced from 4 exons. NCBI's taxonomy places the organism in Eukaryota, Metazoa, Chordata, Amphibia, Anura, Hylidae. Bases 1 to 696 code for a protein of 231 amino acids.
AUGUUAGACACCACAAAGGGGUCAGAAACGCAUUUCAUGCCCUUACAAUUCAGCUUUAUCAGCAACCCCAGAAGCAAAACUGUAAAUCAAAUAUUUCAUACUGAACAAUAUAAGAGCCUCUUGAUGUUCAUGCUUACCAUUGAUGAGAUUAACAAAAAUCCAGAACUUCUGCCCAAUGUAACCCUCGGUUAUCACAUAUUUGAUACUUGUGGAAAUUCAAGGAAAUCCAUAAAGUCUGCCAUUCAGAUAUUGUCUGGAAAAAACAAAGAGACUCCAAACUACUCGGAUCAUGGUAAAGUGGCCGCUUUUGUGCUUAGUUCCGGAUUUCAUACAAAUAUGGCCUUGACACAAUUCCUCAGUCUAUAUAGAUUUACACAGGUGUCUAAGCUUAUGGGCGACAUUGUUAACAUUGAUAAGUCCGGUAAAUCUGUUUACUUUAGUAAGGAAAGGAAAGUGCUUUCAGAGUGGAAAUUAGCAAAUAACAUGGUGUGGUAUGGAACUACAUUUCCUACAGUGAAUGCAACAAUUGUGGGGACAUUUGAAGACUCUGAACAAGAAGAAAAAAAGCUUAACAUUGACCUAGGAAAAAUGAUAUGGAAAAAUGACAAAAUUUCCAAUGUUUAUUCACCUGUUGUGAACUUCUUCCAAGUAUUUACCUGGACAGCAGAACGCUGCAAGUUAAGUUGUUCUUUAUAGUAAAUGGUAAAUUGAUGGUCUUAACACUUAUGAGCCCCCUAUAAUUUAGAAGGGGGAAUACAAAAAAAAUAUGCAAGACUGUAUUUAAAUACUUAGGUUAAUUAAACCCUAAGUGCCAUAAAAGUCUCCUAAGAUACUGGAAGAGCAAGAGAAGUUUGCAGUAACAUUAAGCUGUGUUUUGUUGUUUUGAUUUGCAAAGGCUGUAAGCUCCAGUAACUUUGCCCACCUUAGAUCGGAGAUGGAGCACAUUCCUCUGUCAUAGGUGGAUGUCACCUUCUCUGCAAAAGGUCGCAGAGCUGAAGGAAAGGUCAAAGCUAAUAGGAGGGGGGAAGAGUAAGAUUUUCUCCACUCCAUUGAAUGGAAAUUCUUUAAUUCACUGAGUGAAUUAAAAGAGAAAGGAAAAAAGUUGUUUUAAUAUUCAGCUGAGACAGGCAUGUCCAGUGAAGCAAAUUUCUUAAUGUAAUUAAUAGUUAUAACAAGUUAAAUAAUGAUAAUUAUGACUUUAUUGAUAAUUGAUUACUAACUAAAUUUCUCCACAGGAUCAUUAAUUUGAUGUUUGUGCAGAGUGUUGUUUAUUUUAGUGUUAAAGACAGUGAAGCAACGUAGCUGUGUCUUGUGCCAUGGACGUCAUGAGUCAGAACUGAAAUUACAUCAUUGAAAAUUUGAAGAUGGAGACACAUUAUAAAUUCCUUAAGAAUGGGGAUGGUAUUGUAUAACUGGAAAACAUGAACUGUUAUACUAACCCAUAUGUGUCUAACAUGUGUCUAACAUAUGUGUCAUGUGUAACUAUAUUGUGUGACUAAAUUGUUGUCACUGUGUCCCAAUGAACAAUGUAUUACUCUGUUUGGAGGUAGUCUCAAAUAUUGGAUUAUUAUCCUAAAUAUACGUAUAGGGCAGUAUUAGCCAAGCAGAGGAUGAAAAGUUAUAUCUAUUCUUGAUCCCUCUGUAGUUUAUUUUUCUUUGGUAGUAUCAUAAGAGUAACCUAAACUUAUUUGCUAGCUAAAGUAUGUCAU